Molecule: messenger RNA, 444 nt
Organism: Papaver somniferum (opium poppy)
Lineage: Eukaryota; Viridiplantae; Streptophyta; Magnoliopsida; Ranunculales; Papaveraceae
Product: 2S albumin-like
Exons: 1
Coding region: 1-444 (147 amino acids)
Molecular function (GO): nutrient reservoir activity
Source: RefSeq, a predicted model, not a curated record
AUGGCUAGGUUCAACAUCACUACUUCCAUGCGGGUUCUUUUGACCGCAUUAUUUGUCGUAGCUGCCGUAGAGGCAUCAAUUUACAGGACUACUGUCACCACUGAGAUCGAAGACAGUAUGGAAAAUCAACAAUCACAAAGGUGCCAACGCCAAAUGCGCGGAAUGCGUAUGAAUAGGUGCCAACAAUAUUUACGAUCAUCAUCACAAAGAGGUUAUGAUAUCAUGGAGGAGGAGAGCAACCCAACAAGGCAAGGACUACAGGAAUGUUGUAGAGAAAUGAGGGGAGUGAGUGAGGAGUGCAGGUGUGAAGCCGUUAGACAGAUGGUGCAACAGAUGCAAGGACAGGCAUACCAGGGACAGAUGAUGCAGAAGGCUAGACAACUUCCUUCAAUGUGCGGAAUGAGGCCUCAGUAUUGCGAUAUCCGUGGACGAUAUGUUGAGUAG